This is a messenger RNA of Drosophila persimilis, 6957 nucleotides long. RefSeq names its product mucin-2. The transcript is spliced from 3 exons. NCBI's taxonomy places the organism in Eukaryota, Metazoa, Arthropoda, Insecta, Diptera, Drosophilidae. The coding region runs from base 1 to 6957 and encodes 2318 amino acids. The record is from RefSeq and is a predicted model, not a curated record.
AUGAAUCGGGAAGGAAGUGGCGCUAGGCAAAUCGUUGACGAGACGGACACGGCUGGCGUAACAUAUCCAUUCUAUUGUGCCUUCGAUCCUUUCCUGCCGGGAUGCCCACUGGCUCCUACAACAGCAAAGACAACUCCUGAACCGACAACACCGAAAACAACAACCGUGGAGACUACGACAGUAAAGACGACUCCCAUGCCGACAACUCCGAAAACAACUACAGUAAAGACUACCACAGUGAAGACGACUCCAGAGCCGACAACACCUAAAACAACAACCGUGGAGAGUACAACGGUAAAGACGACUCCUGAACCGACAACGCCGAAAACAACAACCGUGGAGACUACAACAGUAAAGACGACUCCUGAGCCAACAACUCCGAAAACAACUACAGUAAAGACUACCACAGUGAAGACGACUCCAGAGCCGACAACUCCGAAAACAACGACCGUGGAGACUACAACAGUGAAUACGACUCCUGAGCCGACAACUCCGAAAACAACAACCGUGGAGACUACAACAGUGAAGACGACUCCAGAGCCGACAACUCCGAAAACAACGACCGUGGAGACUACAACAGUGAAUACGACUCCUAAGCCUAUAACUCCGAAAACAACUACAGUAAAGACUACCACAGUGAAGACGACUCCAGAGCCGACAACUCCGAAAACAACAACCGUGGAGACUACAACGGUAAAGACGACAUCUGAACCGACAACUCCGAAAACAACUACAGUGAAGACUACGACAGUACAGACGACUCCUGAACCGACAACUCCGAAAACAACGACCGUGGAGACUACAACAGUGAAUACGACUCCUGAGCCGACAACUCCGAAAACAACGACCGUGGAGACUACAACAGUGAAUACGACUCCUGAGCCGACAACUCCGAAAACGACAACCGUUAAGACUACAACAGUAAAGACGACUCCAGAGCCUACAACUCCGAAAACAACAACCGUGGAGACUACAACAGUAAAGACGACUCCUGAGCCUACAACUCCGAAAACAACUACAGUAAAGACUACCACAGUGAAGACGACUCCAGAGCCUACAACUCCGAAAACAACAACGGUGAAGACUACGACAGUAAAGACGACUCCUGAACCGACAACUCCGAAAACGACAACCGUUAAGACUACAACAGUAAAGACGACUCCAGAGCCUACAACUCCGAAAACAACAACCGUGGAGACUACAACAGUGAAUACGACUCCUGAGCCGACAACUCCGAAAACAACUUCAGUAAAGACUACCACAGUGAAGACGACUCCAGAGCCGACAACACCUAAAACAACAACCGUGGAGAGUACAACGGUAAAGACGACUCCUGAACCGACAACUCCGAAAACGACAACCGUUAAGACUACAACAGUAAAGACGACUCCAGAGCCUACAACUCCGAAAACAACUACAGUGAAGACUACGACAGUAAAGACGACUCCUGAACCGACAACUCCGAAAACAACAACCGUUAAGACUACAACAGUAAAGACGACUCCAGAGCCUACAACUCCGAAAACAACUACGGUGAAGACUACGACAGUAAAGACGACUCCUGAACCGACAACUCCGAAAACGACAACUGUUAAGACUACAACAGUGAAGACGACUCCAGAGCCGACAACACCUAAAACAACAACCGUGGAAAGUACAACGGUAAAGACGACUCCUGAACCGACAACGCCGAAAACAACAACCGUGGAGACUACAACAGUAAAGACGACUCCUGAGCCUACAACUCCGAAAACAACUACAGUAAAGACUACCACAGUGAAGACGACUCCAGAGCCAACAACUCCGACAACAACUACAGUGAAGACUACCACAGUGAAGACGACUCCAGAGCCGACAACACCUAAAACAACAACCGUGGAAAGUACAACGGUAAAGACGACUCCUGAACCGACAACUCCGAAAACGACAACCGUUAAGACUACAACAGUAAAGACGACUCCUGAACCGACAACUCCGAAAACAACGACCGUGGAGACUACAACAGUGAAUACGACUCCUGAGCCGACAACUCCGAAAACAACGACCGUGGAGACUACAACAGUGAAUACGACUCCUGAGCCUACAACUCCGAAAACAACUACAGUAAAGACUACCACAGUGAAGACGACUCCAGAGCCGACAACUCCGAAAACAACAACCGUGGAGAGUACAACGGUAAAGACGACUCCUGAGCCUACAACUCCGAAAACAACUACAGUAAGGACUACCACAGUGAAGACGACUCCAGAGCCGACAACACCUAAAACAACAACCGUGGAAAGUACAACGGUAAAGACGACUCCUGAGCCGACAACUCCGAAAACAACGACCGUGGAGACUACAACAGUGAAUACGACUCCUGAGCCGACAACUCCGAAAACAACGACCGUGGAGACUACAACAGUGAAUACGACUCCUGAGCCUACAACUCCGAAAACAACUACAGUAAAGACUACCACAGUGAAGACGACUCCAGAGCCGACAACUCCGAAAACAACAACCGUGGAGAGUACAACGGUAAAGACGACUCCUAAGCCUAUAACUCCGAAAACAACUACAGUAAAGACUACCACAGUGAAGACGACUCCAGAGCCGACAACUCCGAAAACAACAACCGUGGAGACUACAACGGUAAAGACGACAUCUGAACCGACAACUCCGAAAACAACUACAGUGAAGACUACCACAGUGAAGACGACUCCAGAGCCGACAACUCCGAAAACAACAACCGUGGAGACUACAACGGUAAAGACGACAUCUGAACCGACAACUCCGAAAACAACUACAGUGAAGACUACCACAGUGAAGACGACUCCAGAGCCGACAACUCCGAAAACAACAACCGUGGAGACUACAACGGUAAAGACGACAUCUGAACCGACAACUCCGAAAACAACUACAGUGAAGACUACGACAGUACAGACGACUCCUGAACCGACAACGCCGAAAACAACAACCGUGGAGACUACAACAGUAAAGACGACUCCAGAGCCGACAACUCCGAAAACAACAACCGUGGAGACUACAACGGUAAAGACGACAUCUGAACCGACAACUCCGAAAACAACUACAGUGAAGACUACCACAGUGAAGACGACUCCAGAGCCGACAACUCCGAAAACAACAACCGUGGAGACUACAACGGUAAAGACGACAUCUGAACCGACAACUCCGAAAACAACUACAGUGAAGACUACGACAGUACAGACGACUCCUGAACCGACAACUCCGAAAACAACGACCGUGGAGACUACAACAGUGAAUACGACUCCUGAGCCGACAACUCCGAAAACAACGACCGUGGAGACUACAACAGUAAAUACGACUCCUGAGCCGACAACUCCGAAAACAACAACCGUCGAGAGUACAACGGUAAAGACGACUCCUGAACCGACAACGCCGAAAACAACAACCGUGGAGACUACAACAGUAAAAUCAACUCCUGAGCCUACAACUCCGAAAACAACUACAGUAAAGACUACCACAGUGAAGACGACUCCAGAGCCUACAACUCCGAAAACAACAACGGUGAAGACUACAACAGUAAAGACGACUCCUGAACCGACAACUCCGAAAACGACAACCGUUAAGACUACAACAGUAAAGACGACUCCAGAGCCUACAACUCCGAAAACAACAACCGUGGAGACUACAACAGUGAAUACGACUCCUGAGCCGACAACUCCGAAAACAACUACAGUAAAGACUACCACAGUGAAGACGACUCCAGAGCCGACAACACCUAAAACAACAACCGUGGAGAGUACAACGGUAAAGACGACUCCUGAACCGACAACUCCGAAAACGACAACCGUUAAGACUACAACAGUAAAGACGACUCCAGAGCCUACAACUCCGAAAACAACAACCGUGGAGACUACAACAGUAAAGACGACUCCUGAGCCUACAACUCCGAAAACAACUACAGUAAAGACUACCACAGUGAAGACGACUCCAGAGCCUACAACUCCGAAAACAACAACGGUGAAGACUACGACAGUAAAGACGACUCCUGAACCGACAACUCCGAAAACGACAACCGUUAAGACUACAACAGUAAAGACGACUCCAGAGCCUACAACUCCGAAAACAACAACCGUGGAGACUACAACAGUGAAUACGACUCCUGAGCCGACAACUCCGAAAACAACUUCAGUAAAGACUACCACAGUGAAGACGACUCCAGAGCCGACAACACCUAAAACAACAACCGUGGAGAGUACAACGGUAAAGACGACUCCUGAACCGACAACUCCGAAAACGACAACCGUUAAGACUACAACAGUAAAGACGACUCCAGAGCCUACAACUCCGAAAACAACUACAGUGAAGACUACGACAGUAAAGACGACUCCUGAACCGACAACUCCGAAAACAACAACCGUUAAGACUACAACAGUAAAGACGACUCCAGAGCCUACAACUCCGAAAACAACUACGGUGAAGACUACGACAGUAAAGACGACUCCUGAACCGACAACUCCGAAAACGACAACUGUUAAGACUACAACAGUAAAGACGACUCCAGAGCCUACAACUCCGAAAACAACUACGGUGAAGACGACGACAGUAAAGACGACUGCAGAGCCGACAACUCCCAAGACAACCACCGUUAAGACUACAACAGUAAAGAUGACUCCAGAGCCGACAACUCCGAAAACAACUACAGUGAAGACUACGACAGUAAAGACGACUCCUAAACCGACAACUCCGAAAACGACAACCGUUAAGACAACAACAGUAAAGACGACUCCAGAGCCGACAACUCCGAAAACAAGUACAGUGAAGACUACAACAGCAAAGACAACUCCCAAGCCGACAACUCCAAAAACAACUACAGUGAAGACUACAACAGUAAAGAUAACUCCUAAGCCAACAACUCCGAAAACAACUACAGUGAAGACUACAACAGUAAAGACAACUCCCAAGCCGACAACUCCGAAAACAACUACAGUGAAGACUACAACAGUAAAGACAACUCCCAAGCCGACAACUCCAAAAACAACUACAGUGAAGACCACAACAGUAAAGACAACUCCUAAGCCGACAACUCCGAAAACAACUACUGUGAAGACUACAACAGUAAAGACAACUCCUAAGCCGACAACUCCAAAAACAACUACAGUGAAGACUACAACAGUAAAGACAACUCCCAUGCCGACAACUCCGAAAACAACUACAGUGAAGACUACAACGGUAAAGACAACUCCUAAGCCAACAACUCCGAAAACAACUACAGUGAAGACUACAACAGUAAAGACAACUCCUAAGCCGACAACUCCGAAAACAACUACAGUGAAGACUACAACAGUAAAGACAACUCCCAAGCCGACAACUCCGAAAACAACUACAGUGAAGACUACAACAGUAAAGACAACUCCCAUGCCGACAACUCCGAAAACAACCACUGUGAAGACUACAACAGUAAAGACAACUCCUAAGCCAACAACUCCGAAAACAACUACAGUGAAGACUACAACAGUAAAGACAACUCCCAAGCCGACAACUCCAAAAACAACUACAGUGAAGACCACAACAGUAAAGACAACUCCUAAGCCGACAACUCCGAAAACAACUACUGUGAAGACUACAACAGUAAAGACAACUCCUAAGCCGACAACUCCAAAAACAACUACAGUGAAGACUACAACAGUAAAGACAACUCCCAUGCCGACAACUCCGAAAACAACUACAGUGAAGACUACAACAGUAAAGACAACUCCUAAGCCAACAACUCCGAAAACAACUACAGUGAAGACCACAACAGUAAAGACAACUCCUAAGCCGACAACUCCAAAAACAACUACAGUGAAGACUACAACAGUAAAGACAACUCCGAAAACAACUACAGUGAAGACUACAACAGUAAAGACAACUCCUAAGCCAACAACUCCGAAAACAACUACAGUGAAGACUACAACAGUAAAGACAACUCCUAAGCCAACAACUCCGAAAACAACUACAGUGAAGACUACAACAGUAAAGACAACUCCUAAGCCGACAACUCCGAAAACAACUACAGUGAAGACUACAACAGUAAAGACAACUCCCAAGCCAACAACUCCAAAAACAACUACAGUGAAGACCACAACAGUAAAGACAACUCCUAAGCCGACAACUCCGAAAUCAACUACAGUGAAGACUACAACAGUAAAGACAACUCCCAAGCCGACAACUCCGAAAACAACUACAGUGAAGACUACAACAGUAAAGACAACUCCCAAGCCGACAACUACGAAAACAACUACAGUGAAGACCACAACAGUAAAGACAACUCCUAAGCCGACAACUCCGAAAACAACUACUGUGAAGACUACAACAGUAAAGACAACUCCUAAGCCAACAACUCCGAAAUCAACUACAACAACUCCCAAGCCGACAACUCCGAAAUCAACUACAGUGAAGACCACAACAGUAAAGACAACUCCUAAGCCGACAACUCAGAAAACAACUACAGUGAAGACUACAACAAUAGAGACAACACCGAAAACAACAACCGAAAAAACAAUGCCGACGACAACAUCUGGGCGCCCCACAGAUUCGACAACGUUACGACCAACCACGAGACCAUCAACUUCUACUACUCCUAGGGGCCAACAUGACAUCCAUAAGCACCAUCACGUUCAUUAUCAUGAUUCGAAUGAUCCUGGCUGGCCGCUCCUUCCGCUGCCAGCGCUUCCUCCUCUGCCAGAACUUCCUCCUCUCCCAGCGCUUCCUGUUCCACCAUUUGCGCUGCCUCUGCCUCUACCAUUUCCUCUUCCGCUUCCAUUGCCGCUAUUGCCAAAGGUAAACUUAACCAAAGUUGAAUUGCCACAGGAUUCAUUACCAGAGGUUUCAUUACCAGAGGUUUCAUUGCCAGAAGUUUCAUUACCCUCUUUUCCUUCUUUGCCACAAUUGCCGAAUCCCUUUGGUGGAUUUCCAAGCUUUUUUUGGAGAUCGAAGCCAAAUGAAAACUAA